AUGGUCGACACGACGCGCCCCGCGGCCUCGUCGGCGGCUCCCCACGCGUCACCCAGUCCGUCCCGCGCCUCGCUGUCACGCGCAUCUCCUGCUGCAUCGUCUGCUGCGUCGACCGCACCUCGUCUCGUCUCUGGACGUGCCCCACCGCGCCCAGGAGCGCCAUCUGCGCGACACGCACCCGUCGACUCGACCGGUCCGUCCGUUAGAGCGCCUGUUGUCGCCGUGCCGCGCUGCAGCACGUGGUUCGCCAUGGACAAGAUCAAUCCCAUUGAACAGCGCAUGCUGCCCGAGUUCUUCAGCGCCUCUCAGGGCUCGAAGACCGCCGAGUUGUACCUCAAGUACCGCAAUUACAUGGUCCACGCGUCGCGCCAGCAGCCCGACGUGUACCUGACGGCCACGGCCUGUCGCCGGCACUUGGCAGGAGACGCCUGUGCGAUCCUCCGCGUGCACGAGUUCCUCACGCACUGGGGACUGAUCAAUUUCCACGUGCCGCCGCACGCGAUGCCGCCAGCCAUUCACUCGAACUACGCGCUCCACGCGGUCAGUAAUAGUAGUUCUGCUGCUGGUGGUAGUGGUGUUGGUAGUGGUAGUGGGUCGUUUCGGGACGGGCCGAGUCCAGUGGCAAUGCUCGUAGCGAGUCAAAAGGAGAGUGGACGUCGAGUGAACGUUCCGUUGGCGUGUGAAGCGUGUGGCGUGGCGAGACAAGUGGACGAUUUGUUUUUUGAGCUCACAAGCGAAGCAAAGAAAAAGUUGACGACAAGUGGGGCAGUGGGGCACGCGUCGAGUGCACUACAUGGGAUGAAUGGGACUGGCGGCAAAGCAGGCGAAGGCCAAGAAGUGACGGUACGAGGGUUUGCACUGCGACCGGGCAGUGGCAUUUGUGAAGCGUGCUACAUUCGUGGAGCUUUUCCAGAAGGCUACGAUGUCUCGGAUUUCGUGCUGAUGCCUACCGUAGCGAGAAAUCUGUCCGCAGCAGCUUCGUGGACGCAGGAAGAAAACGAUCGACUACUGACGGCUGUGAAUAGCAGCACGAAGGCCAAUAGGACCAAGAGCGUGCAUAAACAGGAUGAGGGCGAGGAUAGCUGUGAUUGGAAUUACGUGGCGUCCAAGGUCGGCUCGAAGACAGCAGACGAGUGUUUGUUGCACUUUUUAGAAAUGCCCAUGCUCAACAUGUCGGCGUCGAUGGGUGAUCGAGAGGCAAGUGUUGGUGACCUAGUGGACUCGAUGCGACCGUUUUCUGCUGGAGCAGCUCUGAAUGCACCUGUGCUUGAUCUGGUUUCUCUCGUCGAACAGGUUGACCCGUUCGUUGCAAAAGCUGCAGCUCACGCUGCGAUAGGUGCCAUCAAGCGGUUGCACACGAUGCCAGCAAAAGUAGCAACGUCGCCACUAGAGGCAUCGUCGGCUACGAUGAAGGACCAAGCAAAGGGCGAUGCAGCUGAAGUCAAGGUAGAGAGCGCUUCGCGAAUGUCAGGGUCCGCUACGACCAGUGACGGAUGCAUUUCUUCGCUUGAGGAUGCAGCAGCGGCAGUUGCCAGCAGCGCAGAGGUUGCAGGAAUCGGAUCGAGCGUCAAAGUAGAGGACACACUAUUUGUGGACGGCAAUGUGACUAUGGAGGAUGCCUCGUCGUCAAACACGAUUGUCGGGUCCACCUCGAAGACGGAAGAUCCCAGCAAGGGCCAUGCAGCGCCAGUUUCGAAGGAGAUGAUUGCGGUCAUCGAAGAAGCGGCGAAUGCCACGACAGUUGCACUCUUGGCAACGCGGUCGCAAAAGAUUGCCGAUGACAUGGCCAAUGGACCUGUGGAGGAUCUGGUACAGCAACUUGUGGAGAAUCAGUUGCGUCAAAUGGAGUUGAAGAUGCAGCAGCUAGCUGUAUUGGAGCAAACAGUGUAUGCCGAGAAGGAGCAGCUCGCCAAAGAGAAGUACGAGUUGUACGUAGAUCGGCUCGCCUUCUCUCGCGAAAAGAUGAAUGGCCGCUUGGCACAGCUUGGGCCCUAG
Hyaloperonospora brassicae is the source of this 1995-nucleotide messenger RNA. The record is from the annotation of a GenBank genome assembly. NCBI's taxonomy places the organism in Eukaryota, Oomycota, Peronosporomycetes, Peronosporales, Peronosporaceae.